Messenger RNA from Eriocheir sinensis (Chinese mitten crab), 1388 nucleotides. RefSeq names its product prostaglandin reductase 1-like. Lineage: Eukaryota; Metazoa; Arthropoda; Malacostraca; Decapoda; Varunidae. The transcript is spliced from 9 exons. Gene Ontology annotation, molecular function: 15-oxoprostaglandin 13-reductase [NAD(P)+] activity. The record is from RefSeq and is a predicted model, not a curated record. The coding region runs from base 194 to 1207 and encodes 337 amino acids. Gene Ontology annotation, biological process: prostaglandin metabolic process.
GCCUUCUGGAAAAUAAUCUCAGCGGCAGAGCGAGUUGGCAGUUUCGGGUAAGACGGCCUAGACGUGGGCAGGCAGGUAUAAGACAGGCAAGAGGAGGAGCACCGGCACCGCAGCCACACCGCCAAGAGACCACCACACACAGGUUACAUCGCAGCGCUGUCAGAGCGUCAGUGUUCCACGAUCAAGAACAAUCAUGGUGACGGCCAAGGUCUGGCAGCUGCUGCGGCGGCCCACAGGGGAGCCCACCCGAGAGGACUUCACCUGUGUGGAGGAGACUCUGCCGCCCUGUGCGGAUGGAGACGUAUUGGUGGUGGCGGAGAGCCUGAGCGUGGACCCCUACAUGCGGUAUUUACUGCGGACCAUCCCCCUCAAUACCACCGUGGUGGGGGAGCAACUGGCCAGAGUAACGGAGAGCAAGAAUUCCGAGUGGCCUGUGGGGUCGUACAUGCUGGUCUCCAUGGGUUGGAGGACACAUUCACACCUCACCGCUGCUGACCUGAGGGAUUCCACCAAAAACGUGCAGCGACUGCCUGAUUUUGGAAAGCUACCCAGGAGCACUGCUCUGGGCAUCCUGGGAAUGCCAGGAAACACCGCCUACUUAGCCUUUAUAGAGGUAAUGAAGCCCAAAGUAGGCGAGACUGUUUUGGUGAAUGGAGCUGCUGGAGCUGUGGGCAGCAUCGUGGUGCAACUCGCCAAGCUGGCCGGUUGCAAGGUGGUGGCCUUUGCUGGCUCUGAGGAAAAGGUGGAAUGGCUGAAGGAACUCGGGGUUGACCAUGCCUUCAACUACAAGACUGUGGAGGUUGGCGAUGCGCUGGCACAAGCGGCACCAGAGAAGAUCAACAUUUACUUUGAUAAUGUAGGGGGUAAGUUUACAAGCGAGGCUUUACCCCACAUGGCAGAGCAGGGGCGAGUGCUGGUGUGUGGAGCCAUCUCCACCUACAACACUGAAGAUGACAUCAUGGAUCCAGGGCUCAACAGUCCAUUCAGUGAGUCGCUUAUCUUGUGGAAGCAGCUAACUAUCAAGGGAUUUGUUAUCUACCGCUGGAAGCACCUCUGGGAGAAAAGCUCCAAGCAGAUGAGGAAGUGGGUAGAGGAGGGGAAGCUGCAGUACCGGGAGUCCAUAGUGCAAGGCUUCAGCAACAUGCCCUAUACCUUCAUAGGGAUCUUCCACGGCUCCAGGACCGGAAAAGUUGUGAUUAUGCCGUGAAGUCCUGAGGCAUGAAUCACAUCAUUAAACAAAGUAUACCCCCAGCUUGCUUGUUAUUCAUUACAUAAAGAAUAAUUUGCAUUUGUUUUCUGUCUAUGAUGCCAUGUGAUCAUUAUUCCCUGACAUAAGUGUUUCUGUCAUCCAGCUUGUUUUAUCAUAAUUAAACAAAUAUAGAAUGUAA